Orbilia oligospora ATCC 24927 is the source of this 249-nucleotide messenger RNA. RefSeq lists its product as uncharacterized. The coding region runs from base 1 to 249 and encodes 82 amino acids. The record is from RefSeq and is a predicted model, not a curated record. The transcript has a single exon. Lineage: Eukaryota; Fungi; Ascomycota; Orbiliomycetes; Orbiliales; Orbiliaceae.
AUGCGUUUCUCCACCAUCCUCGUCGUCGUCGUCGCCGUCACCGGCACCAACGCUCUCCCAAUCCCUCAAUUCUGGGGAUGGGUCGGUGAUCAAAUCGCCGAUUUUGCUACUCAAGGGCCCGGAGCUGUCUUCUCGGAGAUCGUGGGAGCUACUCCUAGUAGAAUGGCGGGUGGUUCGCCGUUCCCACUUACGAAUAAUCAGUUUACUGCGGGGAUGGGAUUCUUGAAGAGAUGGGUUUCUAGAUCAUGA